AUGCCUAAAAGUAAUGCGUGCCCAUUUUUAAUAUUACCGAUUGAACUUGUUUAUCGAAUUCUGGAUCAUCUCGAGGAUAACUUAACUCUGUGUUGUUCAAUGCAAAAUGUAUGUCGACGUUUCAAUCAGAUCCUCAACACUUAUUAUCGAUAUCAAACAUUGACCAAACUAUAUCUCAGAGGCAAGCAAAUCGGCGAUCAACGUACACGGCACAUUGGUAACGCAUUGUGGAAUAAUAUGACGCUCACCAUACUAGAUCUUAGUUGUAAUCAAAUUGAUAAUGAAGGAGCUCAGCAUAUUGCUGAUGCACUGCGAACUAACGUGGUAGAAUUCAUUACUACACUCAUCACGCUAUACCUUGCCGAGAAUCAAAUUCAUCACGAAGGAGCACAACAUAUCGGGGAUGCAUUACGAGUUAAUACGACACUCAUUACACUAAAUCUUAACAAGAAUAAAAUCAACCACCAAGGAGUUGAGUAUAUUGCUGAUGGGUUGCAAAACAAUACAACACUCACCACACUGUAUCUCAGCGACAACCAAAUCGGCGACCGGGGUGCACAACAUAUCGGUGGCAUAUUACGAGUCAACACGGUGCUCACUACGCUAGAACUUAAGUGGAAUCGAAUCAGUCAUAUAGGGGCAGAACAUAUUGGUGAUGCAUUGCGAACUAACACGACGCUCGCCACACUAGACCUUAGAUGGAACCAAAUCAGCAAUGAAGGAGCGAAAUAUAUUAGUGAUGCAUUAUGGGCAAACAAGAUACUCAGAUUAGAUCUCACGGAGAAUCUUAUCAGCUGCGAAGAAGCACACCAAUUGAAGAAAAUUUUAGGAGAUCGAGUGACAUGCUAG
This is a messenger RNA of Adineta ricciae, 849 nucleotides long. NCBI's taxonomy places the organism in Eukaryota, Metazoa, Rotifera, Eurotatoria, Adinetida, Adinetidae. The record is from the annotation of a GenBank genome assembly.